Molecule: messenger RNA, 1173 nt
Organism: Morus notabilis
Lineage: Eukaryota; Viridiplantae; Streptophyta; Magnoliopsida; Rosales; Moraceae
Product: protein sym-1
Exons: 8
Coding region: 128-1030 (300 amino acids)
Cellular component (GO): membrane; cytoplasm
Source: RefSeq, a predicted model, not a curated record
CGCCUCAGUGCCUGCCCCGCUCCGUUUGCAAAUUAUGUGAAACGUCUACAAUCUGCAAACUCUACCACUAUAGGCAGAAAAUAAACGCUUAAACACUUGCUGACUUUUGUGAAGUUUGAGACCAAAAAUGGCCGCAACGAACUCUAUCUCUAUCCCAUUAGCGCGUAAAUCGUCACUCUUAUCCCGUCUCGCCGAAUCCACAACGGUUUCUCGAAUUCCAUCAAUCCCAACGCAGAUAAGAGGGUUAAGGAGCUGUUCUUCCUGUGGGUCCCACGUAAAACCCCUGAGUUCCGGUCGUCUUGUUGGGUUUAAGGAUUUUGGUCACGAUGGAAUCGCGUCGGGACAAGUGGGCUCUGUUCGUUUUCGAGUUUCUGCUGUUUCGGACGGUGGAGCUGGCGGAUAUGGCGGCUCUGGUGAUGGGAGUUCUGGCGGCGGCGGAGGAGGUGAAGGACAAGGUCAAGGUGAUGGCAGCGAAGGUGGUCAAAACAACUGGUCUUUGCUUUCGUGGUACUUGGGUCUUCUUGCAAAAUACCCUGUGACAACAAAAGCUAUAACAUCUGCUUUCUUAAAUUUAACUGGAGAUUUGAUCUGCCAGAUUUUGAUAGAUCAAGUGCCAUCACUAGACCUAAAAAGGACAUUCCUAUUUACCCUAUUGGGCCUUGUGUUAGUAGGUCCGACAUUACAUUUCUGGUAUUUGUAUCUGAGCAAAUUGGUUACCGUUCCAGGAGCGUCAGGUGCAUUUUUGCGUCUUCUACUUGAUCAGUUUCUUUUUGCUCCUACGUUCAUUGGAGUUUUCUUAUCUACAUUGAUGACACUUGAAGGAAGACCUUCACAAGUUGUACCCAAGCUUCAACAGGAGUGGUUUUCUGCUGUCGUUGCUAAUUGGCGGCUUUGGAUACCUUUCCAAUUUCUCAACUUCCUAUAUGUCCCACAGCAGUUUCAGGUCCUUGCUGCUAAUUUUAUUGCUUUGAUUUGGAAUGUUAUACUGUCUUUUAAAGCUCACAAAGAAAUCCUUCCAAAAAAGGUAUGAUUCCAACUACAACAAAUGUAUCCUGUUUUGCAACUUCAAGAGUUCUGCCAUGUUGGAGCCAAGAAGUUAGAAGCUUCUGUUGAUUAUAGUUUUUGCUCUCUCAGAAUAUUUUCUUUCACGGUUGUUCUUUUUUUUUUUUUUUU